AUGCCUGUGACUGAGUUUAUGGUGAAAGAGAGGUACAAUUAUCUUGAAGGAUUGGGUAAUCAUCAUCAAUCUGAAGCGUUUAUAGGCGCGAAUCCAAUCGCCUGCAACAACCCUCAGAAGCCACCGUUUGGACUCCUGACAGAACGGUUGUCGGGCUCCUCGUUCACCUCACCUCGAGAUCAUUGUCUGCAGACAUGGUUGUACCGGGCAACAUCUUCUCGAGAGCACAGUGGAUUUAGGCCCUAUGGCUCCGAUUCGAGUACUACAAAUAACGAGAAAUAUCACCUCAUUCCGGAGUCAUAUAGAUGGAUGUCCUUUCCGGUCCAACAGGCUCAGGACUGGACCAACUGUCGACUCCUGGCACACUCCGGAGACCCAUCUUUGAAGACCGGCCUUGGAAUCUAUAUCUUUGCAAUCACCAAGGACAUGGCAGAUGCGCAGGCCUUUUCGUCGCUUGACGGCGACAUGCUGAUUAUUCCGCAACAAGGUGCUCUAGAUAUCCAAACAGAGUUAGGGAACCUUUUAGUCCGACAGAACGAAAUUGCUGUCAUCCCACGUGGAAUCAGGCACCGUGUGAGGUUACCCACUGGUCAAGCCCGAGGCUACAUCUGCGAGCUUUUCCAGGGUCAUUUCCGACUACCAGAACUUGGUCCUAUUGGAUCAUGCUCAUUAGCCAACGUUCGCGACUUUCAAGUACCUGUAGCCGCUUUUGAUGGGGUGCUUCGGGAUGGUCGAGCCUGUGCGAACCAUCGGAAGUGGCAAGUAGUAUCAAGGUUGGGCGGAUGCCUAUUCAGCUGUACCCAGGACCAUACCCCCUUUGAUGUGGCGGCAUGGAACGGCACGUAUUAUCCAUACAAAUACGACCUCUCCCGCUUUUGUGUUCUCGGUAGCGCUCUCUACGACCAUCCUGAUCCCAGCCUGUUCACUGUUUUGACCGCGCCAUCUUAUAGAGAACCGGGCACCGGCGUGGUGGACUUUGCGAUCAUUCCGCCGCGCUGGAAUGUGAUGGAGAAUACGUACUGGCUCCCGUACUACCACCGAAACACUAUGAGUGAAUUCUCAGGCCCCAUAAUCUAUAACCAAGUCGAUAGCUGCAAGUGGAACCAGGGUCUAGAAUUCCAGCCAUAUGCUGCGUCGCUGGCCUCGGCAAUGGCCUGCCACGGUGCCCCUGAAGACGCACACAGGAAAGCCGAAGAACAAGCAACGGUUCCUCAAAAAGUGAGCACCGAAGGCUUUACCAUAUUCCUCAUCGAGACAGAAUGCCCUCUAUGGGUAGCGGAUUGG
Messenger RNA from Exophiala aquamarina CBS 119918, 1284 nucleotides. RefSeq names its product homogentisate 1,2-dioxygenase. Lineage: Eukaryota; Fungi; Ascomycota; Eurotiomycetes; Chaetothyriales; Herpotrichiellaceae. Gene Ontology annotation, cellular component: cytoplasm. The transcript has 2 exons. Gene Ontology annotation, biological process: L-phenylalanine catabolic process. Gene Ontology annotation, molecular function: homogentisate 1,2-dioxygenase activity. The annotation marks the transcript as partial. The record is from RefSeq and is a predicted model, not a curated record.